Messenger RNA from Oncorhynchus masou masou (cherry salmon), 2072 nucleotides. RefSeq names its product kinesin-like protein KIF20B. Gene Ontology annotation, biological process: microtubule-based movement. The annotation marks the transcript as partial. Gene Ontology annotation, cellular component: microtubule; nucleus; kinesin complex. The transcript has 11 exons. Gene Ontology annotation, molecular function: microtubule motor activity; microtubule binding; ATP binding. NCBI's taxonomy places the organism in Eukaryota, Metazoa, Chordata, Actinopteri, Salmoniformes, Salmonidae. The record is from RefSeq and is a predicted model, not a curated record.
GCUACCACAGCACGUCCCCUUCAGGGAGAGCAAGCUGACCCACUACCUUCAGGGUUUCUUCUGUGGCCGGGGCAAAGCCUGCAUGAUAGUCAACGUCAACCAGUGUUCCUCCAUGUACGACGAGACGCUCAGCGUGCUCAAGUUCUCCGCCGUGGCUCAGAAGGUGGUGGUGCUGACCACCAAGACCGUCCCCCAUCUCGCCACCAAGAGGUCGGCCCGGGAACUGUCCAUGAUCAUCAACAACGCAGACAGGAAGUACCUGUUGGGUCAGAAGAGAAGGAGCUCCCUGGUUGGCUGGGAGACCAGUCUGGAGGACGUGCAGGAGCAUGACGACACGGACGAGGAGAGCGUGAUGGAGACCAUGCAGGAAGUGGACAAUGAUGAAAAGGUUCUCAUCAAUAAAGACACUUAUGAGAGCCAGCUCCUCCAGUUGACGGAGCUCCGGGAACAGCUCCAGAAAGAGAGGUCUGAAAACAUUGCUUUGGAAUCCCGGAUCCGUGACGAGGUCACCAAGGAGUUCUCGGAGUUCUUCUCUGAAAUGCAGACCGAUUCCAAGGAGCGUCUGGCCAAAGAGGAGAAGAAUGUCGAGGAGAGAGCAGAGAAGCGUCUAGAGAUCCUGAGAAAUCAUGUGACCAUUAACACCAGUCAAGAGGAGUUGGACAGAGUAGCGCGAGCCACAGAGGACAGCUCGCCAUUGGGAGAGAUGUUUGACUCCAUGUGCAGUGACCUGGCGGGCAUAAAGAAGGCGGCUUUGGAGGCCAAGACGUGUCUGGUGGUCACCCAACCCAGUGGCGAAACCAUCUCCAAUCUGGAAAAGACCGUGGAUGAUCUCUCGGCGCUGCUGAACCAAGCCCGGGAGCAGCUCACUGUCAAAACCAAUGAACUAGAACAUUAUUGCAAACAAGCGCGGCAAUCGAACGAACAGCUUGAAGAGGCGAGAAAGACUCUUGAGUCUCAGGAGCUGAAAUUCUCCCACUUCCUGGAGAUGUGUCACGAGAAGGAUGAGAUGAUCACCACGCUUCAGAACACCGUAGACCAACAGGCCCAAGCCGCCAUCAAGAGUAAGGCUACAUUUGACGGCAUCGAAAAUGAGAUCCUGCAACUGAAGAGCAGCUGCUCUUGCUCCAGAGGGGAGAGGCCCAGCUCUCGCGCAGAGAGCCGCAAACGGCUGGUGGACCACCAGGCCAACCUGGAGGACCAGCCCCCCAGCAAGAAAGGGUUCCUGGGGAGAGGAGAGGCGGAGAUGGACAGAUUGCGCAGGGAGCUGGUGGAGGUACAAAAGGACAGUGGGCUUCUCCGUGACAAGCUGACGGAACAGAAAAGAGAAUUCCCAAAGACCCUAGAGGAGAGUGAGAAAAGGCCAGAAAUGGAGGCUAAAGCCAUGCACCACAGUGAGAACUCUGUAGCUGAGGUCGUGACCUUGAAGGGAAAGAUGGCUGCACAGGAGGAGAAGCAGUGCACCCACCAAACGGAGAGGGAGGCGGUCGUAACCGUGUCCCAGUCGUAUAACGAUGAACUCAUGUCCCAAACAGAGAGAGUGGCAGAGUUGGAGAAGACGCUGUUUGAGAAGGAGGCACAGGUGUCAGGCCUGCAGAGGAGCCUGAGGGAGGCGCAGGAGAUACGGGAGGAUGAGGAGACCGCUACGGUGCAGGAGGCUCGUAAGAGGGAGGUGGAGAGGAGGCGGGAGUUGCUGGCUGUGGCUGAAGAGGCCAUCACUCAGAAGAACGCUGAGCUGGAGAGGAGAGAGCAGGUCAUCACCAGAUUGAAGGAGACGGCUAAACUUGACUCCGACAAAGUGAAGAGUUUGAGGCUGGACCUUGAGAGGAAAGACGACGACACUUCUGAUCUCAAAGAGAAGCUGUCCGACUCUAAAAGCCAGAUCCAGCAAGUUCAAAUAGAGAUCAUCUCCAUACGAGAAGAGGCGAAAUCUCUCAAAGUUAAACUGCAGGACUUGGAGAAAGUGAAGAAACGGCAGCAGGCAGACUUGGCCAAUAAAGACAGGACCAUACAGCAACUGAAAACGGAACAUUCUGCUGACGAGAACCUCAAGCUCAAUCCGAACGCCUGUAAAG